CUCAAACCACACAGACACACAGAGAGAGAGAGAGAGAGAGAGAGAGAGAGAGAUGGAGAGGACGCUUCAAUGGAGGUUCAUGCCCCUUCUCGCUCUCAUCGCCUCUUUUCUCUGCGUCUUCUUCUCUCCGCGUUCUUACCAGGCGACGUUGGAGAGCGGGUGCAGUCUUCUUCCCCACGACCAUUACUGGAUCUCCAGCAAACGCAUCGUCACACCAGAUGGUCUCAUCUCUGGUGCUGUGGAGGUGAGAGGAGGGAUAAUUUCGUCGGUGGUGAAGGAAGAGGACUGGGGGAGGAGGAGGAGGAGCCGGGUCAAAGUGAUUGACUAUGGAGAAGCUGUCCUCAUGCCUGGUCUCAUUGACGUGCAUGCUCAUCUCGACGAUCCCGGAAAAUCCGAAUGGGAAGGAUUCCCCACCGGAACAAGGGCUGCUGCUGCUGGCGGUGUCACGACAUUGAUCGACAUGCCCUUGAACAGCGUCCCGUCAACUGUAUCUCCUGAAACUCUGAAACUCAAGAUUGAAGCUGCAAAAAAGAGAAUACAUGUGGACGUUGGUUUCUGGGGAGGUUUGGUCCCUGACAAUGCUCUUAAUUCAACUGCUCUUGAAGCUCUCUUAGAUGCCGGAGUUCUUGGUCUGAAGUCCUUUAUGUGUCCUUCAGGAAUCAAUGAUUUCCCAAUGACAAACAUCAGUCAUAUAGAGAAAGGAGUUUCUGUAUUGGCAAAAUACCGACGCCCACUUCUCGUACAUGCAGAGAUCCAACAAGAAUCUCUUAUCGAGGAAGAUGGUUCAGACAGUGACCCUCGUUCUUAUCUGACUUACCUUAAAACGAGGCCGAGUUCAUGGGAAGAGGCAGCGAUCAGAGAUCUUUUAACUGUUACAGAGAAUACGAGGAUUGGUGGUUCUGCUGAAGGUGGUCAUGUUCAUAUUGUACAUUUGUCCGACGCGGAUUCUUCCUUGGCUUUGUUAAAGGAAGCAAAAGGCAGAGGGGACAGCCUAAGCUUUGAGACAUGUCCACAUUAUCUAGCUUUCGCAUCUGAAGAGAUUCCAGAGGGAGAUACACGUUUCAAAUGCGCCCCUCCGAUACGUGAUGCAGCCAACCGGGAGAAGUUAUGGGAAGCUCUUCUGGAAGGAGAUAUCGAUAUGUUGAGCUCUGAUCAUUCUCCUACCAAACCCGAACUUAAACUCCUCAGCGAUGGUAACUUCUUGAAAGCAUGGGGAGGCAUUUCAUCAUUACAGUUUGUUCUUCCUGUGACGUGGUCUUACGGAAGGAGGCAUGGAGUCACUUUCGAGCAGUUAGCCUCUUGGUGGAGCGAGAAGCCAUCCAAACUCGCCAGAUUACCUUAUAAGGGAGCGAUCUCGGUUGGGAGACACGCAGAUAUUGUUGUGUGGGAACCAGAAGUCGAGUUUGAUCUCGACAACGAUCAUCCUGUCCACUUUAAGCAUCCUAGCAUCUCAGCUUACAUGGGAAGAAGGCUGUCUGGCAAAGUGUUGUCCACUUUUGUGAGAGGAAACCUCGUCUAUGGAGAAGGCAAGCAUGCAUCUGAUGCUUGUGGUGCUCUGAUAUUCGCCAAGUGAAGUCGAAGAAACUGCAAAUAGUCUUUGCCCCUUAGUUUCAAUUGUAAAUAACAAUCAGGCCAGUCAUCGUUGGCAUCUGCACAAAGACGAACGAUAUUUAUCCAGUUAGCAAACCUUGUUUUGUAGUUUGUACAUUCAUCAAUCUUAAGGACAAAACCCAGUUGCAGUAAUGGUGUUCUUGUUUAAGAAUGACAAGCUUCUGUUGUUAUUUGUUA
This is a messenger RNA of Tarenaya hassleriana, 1788 nucleotides long. Its product is annotated as allantoinase-like. The coding region runs from base 53 to 1573 and encodes 506 amino acids. Gene Ontology annotation, molecular function: zinc ion binding; allantoinase activity; cobalt ion binding. Lineage: Eukaryota; Viridiplantae; Streptophyta; Magnoliopsida; Brassicales; Cleomaceae. The record is from RefSeq and is a predicted model, not a curated record. Gene Ontology annotation, cellular component: cytoplasm. Gene Ontology annotation, biological process: purine nucleobase catabolic process; allantoin catabolic process. The transcript is spliced from 15 exons.